Messenger RNA from Scylla paramamosain (green mud crab), 6083 nucleotides. RefSeq names its product protein ecdysoneless homolog (gene ecd). Gene Ontology annotation, cellular component: nucleus. The record is from RefSeq and is a predicted model, not a curated record. Lineage: Eukaryota; Metazoa; Arthropoda; Malacostraca; Decapoda; Portunidae.
CGUGUGUCCCCUGCCAUGACGCUGCACAGUGCAGGUGAGCUCCGUUGCCUGGCUCUGUCACGCCGGUGUGGAGAGGCGGGGCGCGUCACUCCUGCAGAGGAACCCACCACCAGCACCAGCACCACCACCACCAUGGCCUGCAGCACCACUGACACAGCAGCAGUCAUGGGUGAGGAAGAGACAAUUCGCUACUGGCUGUUUCCGCACCACAGCGACGGCUCCCCCAUGACAGAGGCCGGUCAGCUGGAGGCACUGAUGGAUCGCUUGAUGGCACACGUGGCCCAGCACACUCACUGCUACAUCUGGCACCACGAGGCCUUUGCUUUGCGGGUGAGGCUCUCCAGUGCCGAUGAGCAGGGAAGAGGUACGCUGGGGCCUCACCUGGCAGGAAGUACCUCGGUGGGUGAUUACCUGGAGGAUGAGUGGUUCAUUGUGUACCUGCUGCUCACUUUAACGAAGGACUUCCCUGGCCUAGUGUGUAGGGUGGAAGACAAUGACGGGGAGUUCUUGUUGGUGGAGGCGGCUAACCACCUACCGGGAUGGGUCACCCCAGACACGGCGUGCAACAGGGUGUAUCUUUACGGCGGCCAGGUUCACCUCAUCCCCGUGGCCCACUCCCCCGCCUCCCUCAGUCCCCUCCCCGCCGGCACCCCUGACACCAUGGACGCCGUCACCACCGUCGCCCGCUACCCAGACGUUACCAGAGCCUCGCCGAAGAUACAGGACGCUAUUUCCACCAAGAUCAGCGGGUACCCCGGCAAGAUCAGCAAGGAGCAACACGUGGCCCACGCCUAUGUGCCCGUGGCGGUGGCGGCGCUGCUCAGGGAGUACCCGACGCUUGUGGGUCCAGCCGUGCACGCCUUCUGCAGGAGAGACGCCAUUGAUAACAAGGUGCUAAGAGUGAUGCGACACUUCCCGCCGGAGACCAGAGUGACUACAGCAGUGCGCUUCAGCAAGGCUCUGUAUGCGCAGCUCACCUCGCAGCGCUACUCUCCUGACACACGCGUGGGAUGGGACCUGCCACACCCUUCCAACCCAAACUUCAAAGUGCACGAUAUUGGGAUGAAGCUGGCAUGUGGGUUUGAGUUGCUGGUGUGCAGUGCUGGUGGCGUCACCCCAUCCUCCACCCCCACCGCCACAGCCCCGGAUCUGCCCACCCAACCCCCUGCCGCCCCGGAUCCCCGAUGGCUGCGCUACCACAAGGCGCUCACCGAGAAGGGCUACUUUAGGGGUGAGCUGGAGGGGUCUCAGCUGUACAGGGACCUGGAGCAGAACGCGCGGCAGUACUUCCAGAGCCAUGUGGUGCAGGGCCAGGGCAGCCAAGAUGGCGACGACCUCACCCUGGGCGCCAUGGUGGUCAAGCUGCUCUCCAAAGUCAACGUGGACCAUGAGUUCUACAAGGAAAGGCAACCCCGCCUGGUGCCCCCCGAUGGUGAGGCACCCGCCCAGUCAUCAGUUUUGUCAGCAGUGGGAGAAUGUAACAUUAAAGCCAAAUGGCUACACAGUGGAAGUGAGUGCAUAGUAUUUACUGGACCACUGCUCGACUUGCCCCGCCUCCCCCUGGUCCGGCCUCACCCUGCCGCUUCCACAGAUGACGGGUGGCUGCAGAUCACGCCUGAUGCACUGGACGGCCUGCUGGAGGCCAAGUAUGGCAAGGGUGACGUGCCCCCGCGCCGCCUCGGAGAAGGAGAUGAUGGACUCGCUCUCUGCUUUCUUCGGCCACAUGGCAGAUGUGGAGGGAGCGGAGGUGCCCCAGCGGAAGAUCUCCACGCUUUCCAACCCCAAGCGGAAGAGCAGCCAAGGUGGGAGGAAGGUCUCACAUCACUCCUGGGCCAGCAUCACCUGCGGAAGGUCUCGGCACAGUCUGCGGCAUCGGACGUCUCCAACUGUUCUGAGAUGUCGUCAUUCUCCAACAAGAUUGACUUCAAUGCAGAGGCUUUCAGUGAUGCCAUGGCAAACAUCCUGGAGUCUGGAGUGCCAGAGGACGACUACUGGUGCAACUCUGAGGAUGAAUCUUCAGGCAUGAGCAGCUACGAGGGGGAGGACGGACAGGACGUGAGCCUGAGCCGCAAGUCCUCCAACACCUCCCAGCACUCGGACGGCUCCUCCUCCUCCACCUCCUCUUCCAAGGGCGCACAGAUGAGGCAGUACAUGAAGGAGAUGGAGGAGGAGCUCGCCGGCACAAAGAUCGCAGACACUCUUGCUCCUACUGCUGCUGAGGAGGACGAGUUUGAUGAUGUGGAGGACUUCUGCCCAGUCAAGGUGGACCUCCAGGCGGUGCAGGACCUGGUCAAGACGUACACGGCCCAGAAUGGUUUGCCCGGCCCGGCGUCGACGCUCCUCACUUCCGUCGGGAUGAAGCCAAAGAAUGCGUAGGCGGUGUGGGGCAGUGAUGAGUGGUAUCGCUUGUCUCUGGAAUGUGGAUAUGUUGUUUGUUAUCUUCCUUACUCACAACAAAGCCAGUCAUCCUUACUCACAACAAAGCCAGUCAUUGUUCUUGCAUGUCUUCUUCACAUGGUUAGGAGACUUGAGACUCAUAUUUUGUCAUCCUCCUUACCUUCUUCACUCACUGUUCCUUACAACAAAGCCAGUCCUUGCAUGUCUUCAGGCUGUGUUAGAAGGUGUAACACUCAUAAAUUCUGUCAUCCUCCUUACAUUCAUUCUAUAAAACUCAUAACUUGCAAAGCCAGUCACUUCUUCUCGUAAUGUCUUGAAACAAUAGAAAAACAUUCAGAACCCGGCAUUCUUAUAAUACUCUUAAAACCUCGGUCACUUAUUUUCUGUGCAUGAACUCUCAAAGCCAGCCAUUCACACUCAUCAGUCGUGUGUCUUUUGUGUUCUGUUCUUUUUAGUCUUUGUUGUAUAAAUAUCUGUUCCUAAUGCAAACUCUACUACCUCUUCUUUAUGUACUUUCAGUUUCAAACCAAUGGUUUCUGUCUGUCUGUACAUUGUCUGAGGAAAUGGGCUGCACCUUUUCCUAUAAACACAAGCAGGAGAUGCCCAAGUGUGUCUCAUCAUUGCACGAAAGAAGUAUUUAGUUAAGUUACUCUGUUACUCUUGAGACCUUGCUGCACCUCUUCUCAUAGACACACAAGGAGGUGAUGCUUCAGUCAGAUAACUUUCUACCUCUUCCUGCAAGCCAAGGGUAGCUGCCUUUCAUGACUUCUUGCCCUCCUUUUUUGCACUGCCAUCAAUUAUCACUUGACUUCCUUCCUGUAUGCUCUACACUUCUUUCCUUCCUUCAAAACCAUCAACUCUUUUCUCAAUCUGCCCUUUCAUCACUUCACUCCUUCAUGCUCUGCGAAGUAAUCUCCCUCCUUCCUUCAGAACCAUCACCUCUAAAUAAGAUAAUCUAUACUUUCUUCCUAUAUAAAGAAUGGAAGACUUUUACUUACCUAUCUAUGCAUCCUCUCUUCCUAUAUAAAAUGGAAGAUUAUCUAGCUAACUUGUAUCAAUGUUUCAACCUCUAUGUGUAAUGGAAUGAAUGACUGCCUGGCUUGCUUACAGAGAAGGACAUUCCUGCCUCUCCUAACCUAACCAGCUCACUUCUGAAAACUGGGAGCAGUUUUAAGGCCUCUUAAUAACGAUGUAUAUAACUCAUGGGCAGAACAAUGGAUUGACAAUGUGUUGGCCUUCACAGCAUCAUAGUGUCUACAAUUACGAUACCUUCCAAAAACCAUGCGUUACCUUCUAGGUCCUCUAAAAACGUACAUAUUCAAUUCCUCUAAAAGCAUGCAUAUACAAUUUCUUAUGAAAAAUCUUUGGAGAAAUUUAUAUAGGCUUGCACGUUACAAUUUAAAAGCUUUCAAAAAUGUUCAUUGCAGUUUCUGUCUGUCUGUAUACCACCAGGCUUGCAAUCCCAACACUGGGCAACACACACACACACACACACACACACACACACACACACACACACACACACACACACACACACACACACACACAUUCUUAUAUCCCUGGACCAUUUUGCGGACCACCCUACUUACACUACACCCCAGGAGCUUAGGCACACCACAGCUGGCCACACACUUCCAUAGAAAGGCCCAACAAUUUCUAAGCUUUAAAACUAUGGCUGCUUUAUUUUCUUCCUGUAUAUUUACCAAACAGUGGCUGCUAACCUUCCCCUCUUCCUGUGUGCUGAGAGGGACAUUAAUCUCUUCUCCUGCCUUCAGUAUUACACAACCUUCUGAACCAAUGAGGCAUAAGCAGGAAGAGGAUUGUUUGAUCUGCUCACUCCUAACAUCUCACAACCAUUACUGUUUCCUUCUGCCUCAACCAAAACACCUCUGAUAACAAGAGGCACAGUAAGGGUUAUUAUAUUCUUGCCUUUUGAAAACUGAAACUAACUCUAACCAUUUAUAUACUCUUUUUUGAUAUAUAUUCAAGAUUUUUUUUUUUUUUUUUAAGAUAUAUAGCAUUGCUUCAAAUAUAUUUCUUGCCACAAGUAUGCAUUGACACAAAGACUUUACAUUAGUGAUUCUGAUUUGUACUGGAGGUAGAGCACACACACACACAGUGGCUAGAAAAGGUGGGAGAGCUAACACAUUAAGGGAAAAGACUGGACAAUAAAGACAUUGAAGACGUCAGUUAGUGAAGCCAAAGAGAUGAAGAAAAGAUCAGUGAGUCAAAGAUAUGCUGGCCCUCACAAGGCUCUCAGUGAUGAAUGGUAGGGAAUGAAAAUCAAAAGAGUGGGGGGAUGGUAGAAGAAGGAAGAGAGGCAGGGGGAGGGGAUGUUGGACAGCCAGGUACAGGAGAGAAAAGGGGAUAGUUAAGGUGGAAAAUUAGACGUGUUGGUCCUGAUGAGGCUGAAAUGAGACGUCAGAUAGUGAAAUACAAGACCAAGGAACAGGAGGGUAAAGAUUUAAAUGCAAAGAAGGUCUGGAGACAAAACUGUACCAAUUGAGAGAGGAGAAGCUAAUGAAUCGAGGACAAUAUAAAAUCCCCCAUCCCCCUGCCCCCCCCUCCCCCAAAAAAAAUAAUAAAAUAUAAAAAAAACACAAAAAUAAAACCAAAUAAAAUUUCAGAGGUAGAAACAAAAACUGUACAUUGACCAACUGAGAGAGGAGAAACUAAUGAAUCUAGAACUAUUAAAUCUCCCCCACAAAAAUCAAAAACAUAUCCCAGACCUGAAAGAUCAAAACUAACCCACGACUACAUUCUGUGGUUGGGUGACGUGUGGCUCAGCAGUGAGAGUGUGAUGGGGCACCUUCAAAUGUGUGUUGUGCCCUUGUCUUGUGUGUGUGUGUGUGUUCAUUGUAGUGAGCAUUGGUUGGGGUUGUAGGUGAGGGAAAACCCAGGCAUUUUUUAAUUAUACCUUACUGUUGGGUGAUUGUGUGUAUGAGAAGAGGAUCAGCUGAACAGGGGAUAUAGAAGGUAAAGCAGGAUGAUAUAUAGAUUAAAUAAGCAUUCAUAGUACAAGGGAUAGACAAUGUGGAGGUGGCAGGAAAGAAGAAAGGAUUAAUAGAUUUAAAGUUGGGUAAGAAAAUUCACAAAGUUAGAAGAAAGAGGUUGAAUGUUGGGUAAAGAAACUUGUGAAACUUGUGAGAAAGAUGAUGAGGAAAGGAAGGAGGAACAUAACAUAACAGGAAAAAUAUAAGUGAAAGGAAGGGAGUAGAUAAAAGAAUAAGAAAAUGAAGAAAGAAGGAAACGGAGAAAAGAAGGAAGACACAAUGACAAGUUAUGAAGGAGAAAAUUAAUAAAGAAGGAGAUAAGAAGGAAGACACAAUGACAAGUUAUGAAGGAGGAAAAUUAAUAAAGAAGGAGAUAGGAGAAAAGAAGGAAGACACAAUGACAAGUUAUGAAGAAAAUUAAUAAAGAAGGAGAUAGCAAGUAAGAAAAUGAAGGAAAGGAGAUGAAGAAGGGAGACACAAUGACAAGAAAUGCAGAAGGAAAGAGAUUGCAAGUUAGAGUAAAUAGGAAGAAAAAAAAGUAAGGAAUGAAUAGAGAAACAAGAGGAGGAAAAGGGAGAUUGCAAGUCAUACUGAAUAGGAGAGAGAGAGAGAGAGAGAGAGAGAGAGAGAGAGAGAGAGAGAGAGAGAGAGAGAGAGAGAGAGAGAGAGAGAGAGAGAGAGAGAGAGAGAAUA